ACAAACGCUAGCGGCGGUCCAAGCCGCGGGUGAAGGUGAAGGUGAAUGCUCAACCUCACUUCACAUUCACGUCUGAGCCCCAGUCAACAAGACCGGCGUAGCUGCCUAUCAGAGAGACAAGCUCCUGUUUUGAUGGCAUGCCAUUGGGGAUAAGAGACGGUCUGCUGGAGCAUGGCCAAGUCCAGUAUCGCUCCCAGAAGCGUUCCUGCCCGAUACGGGUCCACCAUGGGGACAGUCUUCCCAAGGUCUGCAGCUGCACGGGGAUUUUGCACGCAUUGGUAUUGGCAAGUAUCAGUUCACGCAGAGGGAAAAGCAGAGUGUUCCAAGGUAGGGCGAAGCAACAACGGGUCGCAACAGCAGACGUGCUUGACACUGCGGACUUGGGAGCAACCUCUUCUUGCCAUGGCACGACAGCCGCAGCGCAUGGUCCAAGCGUUUUGCGCCUCUCGUUCGGUACGCCGCGUGAAACGGUUCGGAUGUUCCUUGAGGCUCGCAGGACUGCAGCUGUUGUUCAAAGCAAGCACAAAGGCCUAUUACUCUGCAUGGGUCCAUAGCCUCACAGACAUCGAGGAACCGAGGCAGCCAUGGCAUGGCCAAGCAUUACAGGCACAGCCCCAUGUUGAUAUCGUUCAUUGGCGUCUUAGUUGGGGGAGACCGUGUUGAUAGAGUCGGAGGGAAUCUGUUAUCAGUAGACAGCAUGAGCACAUGGACCUUUUUGCGGAAUAAGGCAGUGUCACGCCGCAGAUUCACGUUACUUGCACAGCUUAUCUAAG
Molecule: messenger RNA, 773 nt
Organism: Baudoinia panamericana UAMH 10762
Lineage: Eukaryota; Fungi; Ascomycota; Dothideomycetes; Mycosphaerellales; Teratosphaeriaceae
Exons: 1
Coding region: 172-663 (163 amino acids)
Source: RefSeq, a predicted model, not a curated record